Messenger RNA from Zeugodacus cucurbitae (melon fly), 2593 nucleotides. It is a transcript of the gene rumpel, whose product is annotated as sodium-coupled monocarboxylate transporter 1. Gene Ontology annotation, biological process: sodium ion transport; transmembrane transport. NCBI's taxonomy places the organism in Eukaryota, Metazoa, Arthropoda, Insecta, Diptera, Tephritidae. Gene Ontology annotation, cellular component: membrane. The coding region runs from base 308 to 2161 and encodes 617 amino acids. The transcript is spliced from 9 exons. The record is from RefSeq and is a predicted model, not a curated record. Gene Ontology annotation, molecular function: symporter activity.
AGUAUAAAAUUAGAUCUAACGGGUAAUAAGAUGCAAAGUAACGGUCUUAGUUAAAUCAGUUAUAAUUCGCGUGCGAACGCGUACGCAACGUUCGCGCUCGUAGCAAGUGUAGUGAUCGUGCGCUGUAAAAAGUGGAAGUGUGCAAAAACUGUAAAAAAAGGAUAUUCUCACAGGACUUUACCAACAAAUGAUUAUACACAAGUGCUGUUGUUGUUUUUAAUAACAGGAAAAUAAAAAGUAAUCGAGUGUAUUCUUUUAUAAGUAAAGCACGAAGAAUUGCCAUUUCUACUUUUCUACGCCGUUCAACAUGUUGCCCAAAAUGAAUGUGGACGAAGUGCGCAUUAGCCUUCAGCGUUUCGGCUGGCCCGAUUAUGUUGUGUUCGUUUUAAUGUUAACCAGCUGUGCGGUGAUCGGUAUUUAUUUUGCGCUGCAAAUGCGUCGUGAGGCGAAAGCACGCAAAUCGCUUACGACCGAAGAUGCUGAGGAUGCGUACUUGGUGGGCGGAAGGAAUAUGAAGAUUUUUCCGAUCGCCAUGUCGCUGAUUGCGAGUUUUAUAUCUGGCAUUACGUUGUUGGGCACACCCACAGAAGUCUAUCUCUUCGGCACACAGUAUCUCUAUAUCAUGGGUUCGUUGGUGAUCAUGGGUUUCGUGCUAUACUACUUCUUCCUGCCAGUAUUCCAUGAUCUCAAAUUAAUAUCUACAUAUCAGUAUUUGGAGUCUCGUUACGAUCGGCGCAUGCGUCUGUUCGGUUCAGUGCUCUUCAUGUUCGGAUCGUUAUUAUGGCUGCCAAUAGUCAUUUAUGUUCCUGCACUGGCCUUCAAUCAGGCCACCGGUGUUAAUAUACAUCUGGUAACGCCGAUCGUUUGUCUAGUAUGCAUUUUCUACACGUGUGUGGGUGGCUUGAAAGCUGUCGUUUGGACCGAUGUAGUGCAGACGCUCAUUAUGUUCGGCGCUAUGGUUUUGAUCAUUGUCAAGGGCACCAUAGAUGUGGGUGGUUUUGGUGAGGUAUAUCGGAAAGCGAAAGAGAGCGGACGCAUUGAGGCGCCAAAUUUCAAUUUUGAUCUCACCGAACGUUACACCGUCUACUCGCUCUUCAUAGGCGGCGUGGCUCAUUGGUUGAAAUCGAACGCGAUCAGUCAGAAUAUGAUCCAACGCUAUCUCUCGCUACCGAAUAUGAAGUCUGCGCGCACCGCGGUUUGUCUCUUCAUCUGCGGUGUACUGACUUUUAUUUGCCUUUGCGGCUAUAGUGGUUUGCUCAUCUAUGCGACCUAUCACGAUUGCGAUCCACUGCAAACGAAGCUCGCUAAGCGAAACGAUCAACUGCUACCCUUACUUGUCAUGGAAAUACUCGGCGAAUACCCCGGCUUGUCUGGACUCUUCGUUGCUGGCGUCUUUAGCGCCGCCCUCUCUUCACUCUCUACUGGCUUGAAUUCCAUGUCGGCGGUAAUGCUCGAAGACUUCUUCAAAUCAUUUGCGAAAAAGCCACUCACCGAACGUCAGACCGCGCUUAUAAUGCGGUUUGUUGUAAUCAUCUUCGGUGCCAUCUGUGUGAGCUUGGUUUUUGUGGUUGAGAAACUGGGUACAGUGCUGCAGCUGACUAUUACUUUAUCUUCCGUCGCGAAUGGUCCACUCUUGGGUAUUUUUACAGCGGGUGUUAUGGUGCCUUGGAUUGAGGGAAAGGGCGCUCUAGUUGGUGGCCUUAGUAGUCUUUUAUUCAUGGCUUGGAUGUGUAUACGCGCUCAGGCCGAUCUUGCCAGCGGUGCCGUCAGCUAUCUACGUAAGCCGCAUGCUGUAACGGGUUGCAAUUACACCUUCAUAGAUUUCGCUUCGAUGAGUAUGGUGGCUGAGAAUAUAACAGGAUCGACCGUGCAUUCAGAAAACGACACCUUCCACAUCUACAACAUUUCCUAUCUCUUCUACACCAUGAUCGGCUCACUAAUAACGAUCGUGAUCGGCUUGAUCACCAGCUUUCUAUUAGGCGCCAAUAAGCUGGAAAGUAUGGAUACAAUGCUGUUAUCACCCUGUGUGCGUCGUUGGGUUGAUCGCUACAAGGCACGAAGAGUGCUAAAAAAUGGCGCACAACAACAAACUGAAAAGUCAACAAAAGCAUUGGAAAUGGACAAAUUGAAAUUGGCGAAACUCUCAGGGACGCGAACGUAAAAGUAAGCAACUAAGUGGCGCAUAAUGCGAAGGAAGAAAGCAGCUAAUACGUUAAGUUUUAUUUAUUGAAGGCUUACAGCGAGCUACCAAAGAGAAUUUCUAGUGAGAAAUUAAGUUUAGUAUAAAUUUGAAGUGCAAAAAGCUAGCAAAUGUACAUAUAUUUGUAUAGCCUACUUUAAGGCGUUAUUCUCUAUUUGAGGGUAGAUUAUGUCGGUUGCAUAACAUAUAAAAAUAUAUAUACACAUAUUUGUAUACGUACGUAAUUAUAUAAGCGAUUAAUUGUAAAUAGCACACAUUAGUAGACAAGUUGUAGAGUGUAGUUGCCACAUUUAGCAUAAUAAAUAGCUGUAAGUGAAACUGAAAACAAAAAACUAAAAUUAAAAUGUUCCUAUAAAUUAUUGUAAAUACAAUUACAAAGCAUUCUCCCAUCAA